AAUGAAGCGCAUAGUAUUGGGCUUACUGUGUAUAGGCAUAUGCUUAUCCUAUAAUAGAAAUGUGCAGGAUACAUUAAUUGCUGAGAUGGAGAAUGAACAUGUAAAUGAACAUGAUUAAUUGAUCUUUCGUAAUUGGAUGUUAGAAUAUGGCAAAUCAUAUGAUAAUGAAUUUACAGCAAUACAUAGAAUGUAGAUCUUUAUGAGAAAUAAGAAAAACAUUGAAGUAUACAUAGAUUUGCUUAUUGUUAGAAACAUAAUCAUGUCGGAGCAAAAUAUAAAGCUAAAUUGAAUGAAUUUUCAGAUUAAGAUUAUGAUGAAUUAUCAUUGAAAAUGUUCAUGCAUCUAGAUUUUAGUGAUGAUGAUAUUAAAUUUUAAAAUCAUCAUUUCUUUAGUAAAGAAGACAUAAAAGAAUUGCGAAAUCAUCCAAUUCUAACUCAAAUGCGAGAAUAGGCAAAGAAAGGAGACUCAUUAGAUUGGAGUAAAUAAGUAAAAAAUAGUUCAAUUUAGGUAACACCAUCAAGACCAUAAGGAACAUGUGGAAGUUGUUGGGCAUUCUCUUCAUCUGAUGUAGCAAUAAGUAGACUUGCAUUGAAGGGAAAGGAAGAAUUAACUUAAUUAUCCAAAACUCAUUUAAUAGAUUGUUGUGUAGGAGAUAAGAACAAGGGAUGUAAUGGAGGAUCACCUAUUGGUGCAUAUAAAUUCAUUAAUGAAAAUGGAGCACUUAGAGAGAAUGAAUAUAGAGAAUAUGAUGCUACAUAAUAAGAUUGCACAAAACCAGGAGGAAAUAUUGGUAAAGGUUUGAUAGUUGAUGUAUAGAAGGUGGAUGAUCCAAAUUUUGAGUAAAUGAAUCAUCUAAUAUAUGUAGAUAAAUUAAAGAAGCUCUUUAAGAUGGUCCAGUAACAGCUUUAAUGUAUGCAGAUAAAUCAUGGUUUGAAUAUGGAGGUGGUAUUAUUGAUACUUGCAGCUAUGUUGGAGCCAAAGAGCUUAGUCAUGCUGUUGUGAUAGUUGGUUAUGGAAAAGAUCAUUAUAAAGUAAAAAAUUCUUGGGGACCAGGAUGGGGUGAAAAUGGAUUUUUUUAAGUUUAGAGAAGUGGAGCACCUGAAUGUUUGGAUAAAAUUAAGAAGAUAUCAUAUCCAAUUAUUUAAUGAUC
Molecule: messenger RNA, 1150 nt
Organism: Paramecium pentaurelia
Lineage: Eukaryota; Ciliophora; Oligohymenophorea; Peniculida; Parameciidae
Source: the annotation of a GenBank genome assembly